Messenger RNA from Acaulospora morrowiae, 682 nucleotides. NCBI's taxonomy places the organism in Eukaryota, Fungi, Glomeromycota, Glomeromycetes, Diversisporales, Acaulosporaceae. The record is from the annotation of a GenBank genome assembly.
AUGAAUUAUUCUAAACCAACUACAGCCGAACUGGAAAAAAUACAAAAAAAUCGAAUUCCUCAAAAUACUAUUAAGUGUACCAACAAGUGGGUUAAAAUUAUGAAUGCUUGGCAAAAUCACGUUAAUGUUGGAUACAAUUAUACACUUGAAUCGGUUACAAGUAAAUCACAACUUGAAAAGGAAGUUUGUGAAUUUAUUUGUGGAGUUCAUACUUUAAAAGGCGAUUAUUAUUCACAAUCUUCUUUAAAAAAUGUUGUGGCUUCAAUUAGUCAACAUCUAUGUGAUGCGAAAUCCAACUGGCAAUAUAAUCUAUUGAAUAAAAGUGAUUUUCCUAAUAUUUUUGCAACUCUUGAUAGAAUGUUAAAAGAGAUGAAAAAAUUAGAAAUAGGAACAAUAAAAUCUUACGACGGAAUUACAACUGAAGAAUUAAAACUUAUUUUAUAUUAUAAAGAAUUAUCUCCAAAUAAUCCUGAAGAUCUUCUUCGUCAUGUUUUUUUUUGGGUUCACGAUACAUUGAUACAAUCUAUAUUUGAUGCUGGAAACGAAGAGUUAGAAGCAAUGGCAAUAUCUGGACAUAUUUCUUCUUCAGUUGAUAAUUCUAAUCAAAAUAAUAAAACGAAUGAUAAAAUCGAUUGUGAAAUAGAUAGUGAAAAGUUACCAAAAGGAUUUGUAAAAGCAUCAA